CAUGGACUUUGUUAUUAUAGAGAUUGAUGGUAGAAAAUUAGUAGUGGUAAAAGAUGGAGAGUACAUUUAUACGAAUCCGAUGGGAACUAGGGAGUUUGAUAAGGAAUAUAAGAAUAGAGAAUGGGAGAAAAGGAAUGCCGAGGAGGAGAAAUAUUAUGCCGAGGUGAUGAAAUAGUUAGAUGAAGAGUUUGCCUAGAUGGAGAAAUUUAAACAUGAGGAAGAUAAUUAAGUGGAUAAAGAUGAUUAAAAUGAUAAGCUAGAUUGUUAAAAAGGGGAUGUAGUGUUGUAGAAUAUUGAAUAUGAUUGUAGAUUUAAGAAUGAAGUUGUUUAAUAAUAGCCCCCUGUUUAAUAAGAGAAGGAAUAGAUAAAGGAGCUAUAGGAGUAGUUGUUUAAGUUGGAAGAGAGUGAAGAACAUAUAAAAUAGGAGAGUGAAUGAUU
Molecule: messenger RNA, 438 nt
Organism: Paramecium pentaurelia
Lineage: Eukaryota; Ciliophora; Oligohymenophorea; Peniculida; Parameciidae
Source: the annotation of a GenBank genome assembly